AUGACUUUUGCCUUGUCGUUAGUUCUCUCCCUGGUGGCAGGCUUGGUUGCGGCGCAAUGUCAAGAGCAAGUCAAAACAAGCCUCGACGCAGUCAGGGAAGAGUAUGACUAUGUUGUGGUCGGGGGUGGUACCAGCGGGCUUGUUGUCGCCAACAGGCUCAGCGAAAACCCAAACAAGACGGUGUUGGUCAUCGAGUACGGAGACUUUGCCAACACGGUCAACGUCACCGUCCCGUACUUCGUAAUCACCGACCAGUCAGCCCGCCUCUACAACGUCACCUCUGUCCCGCAAGCCCACCUCGGCAACCGCACUUCACGGCUGCGCAUCGGGGCCACUGUGGGCGGGAGCUCAACCGUCAAUGGCAUGGCCUGGGAUCGGGGUUCGGCGGCCGACUACGACGCAUGGGGAGCUCUCGGGAACCCGGGUUGGAGCUGGGAAACUCUGCUGAAGUACUUCCGCAAGUCCUCGACAUUUUCACCCCCUUCUCAGGAGUACGUUGAGGAGUACGGCUACGAAUGGAGCCCGGGGGCGUACGGGAACGGGCCUGUGCAGGUUGGUUUCCCCUCGUGGCAGUGGCCGGAAGCAGCCCUCCAGGCCCAAUCCUGGGUCGAGGAUGGCACAGUUCCCAAACUGACGGACGGCGCCGACGGGGACAACGUCGGCAUCGCCUGGCUGCCCACGAACUCGGGGGGCGAGAACGCAACUCGUUCGACUGCCGAGACCGCGUACUUUCACCCAGCUAGUGGCCGCCAGAACUUGCACCUGCUUGUGCGCCACUACGGAGCAGCUGUCAAGUUUGAAGGUAACGAGACGGCCGGGCUCGACAUCGGCAGCCGAGAUGGCUCAGAGACCAAGUUCAUCAAAUCCAAGAACGUCGUCCUGGCUGCAGGUGCUGUCAAUACUCCUCGGAUAUUGCAACUGAGCGGUAUCGGCUCAGAAAGACUUCUUCAGUCCCUCGACAUCGCGGUUGUAGUUGAUCUGCCCGGCGUCGGCGCAAACUUUCAAGACCACCCUGCCAUCUUCAUGGUUUACGACUUUACCAACGACACAGCCAUUAACCCGACUCUGAUGAGUAACGAAACCUUCUAUAACAGGUCAUGGGCGGAGUACCAGGCCAACAGGACCGGGCCGCACACUCACGCCUGGGGAAACAGGGUCGUUUUCACGUCCCUACAAGACCUCGACCCGGCUAACUAUCGGUCCAUUGCAGAAGCAGUCGGCGAGCAGGAACCGCUACACCACCUCCCUGGGGUCUACGCGGAGAACUCGGCCUUGGUCGAGGGCUUCCUCCGGCAGCGAGACGUCCUGAUGGAGCAGUUCCUCGACGCCAAGGCCGGCGUGAUGGAGUUCACGUUCGGCGGCGCGGAGAACAUCCCCGUGGCCCUGCAGAAGCCGCUAUCGAGGGGCACGGUCACCAUCAACAGCACCGACCCGGACCCGGCCGUCGCGCCGCUGGUCGACUUCAACACGAUCGCCAACCCUGUGGACGCGCUGCUCCUCACGCGAGCAGUGGCCAAGGCCCGCGCCUUCAUGUCGAGCCCGGCCGUCGAGCCACUCGGCGCGGUCGAGGUCAUGCCGGGCCCGGGCGUGACGAGCGACGCCGAGAUCAAGGCGGUCAUGAGGGACUCGUGGCUGGCUUCGAGCCUCGAUCACCCGGUCGGGACGGCGGCGAUGAUGCCCCGCGAGUGGGGAGGUGUCGUGGACAGCCGCUUGAGCGUCUACGGGGUCGAGGGCCUCUGGGUCGUGGAUGCAAGCAUCAUGCCUAUACUGCCGGCGGCGCAUACUCAGGCCACGGUCUACGCUGUGGCGGAGUACGCGGCCGAUCUCAUCAAAGGCUUCGAGUGA
Molecule: messenger RNA, 1845 nt
Organism: Colletotrichum higginsianum IMI 349063
Lineage: Eukaryota; Fungi; Ascomycota; Sordariomycetes; Glomerellales; Glomerellaceae
Product: GMC oxidoreductase
Exons: 4
Coding region: 1-1845 (614 amino acids)
Biological process (GO): secondary metabolite biosynthetic process
Molecular function (GO): flavin adenine dinucleotide binding; oxidoreductase activity, acting on CH-OH group of donors
Source: RefSeq, a predicted model, not a curated record